GCUGUGUCACAUUGAAUUUACCUUUCUGAAAAGUUUGUGUGAUGAUCGAAAUUUUUUGUUUACGCUUUUUUUUCCCUUAAAUUUAUUUCAUUUAUGUCUUCAUUAAGACAGAGAAAUGCUGUUAACGAAAAAGAUAAUGAGCCUUCAGAAAAUAUAGUAAAUCUGAAGGCUCAAACCGGGAAAACGUGGGGUCGUGACAGGGAUAUAUCAUAUCUUACUGUUUUAUUAUCUACCGUUAUUCUCACUUGUUGUCCCCUUUUGGUUAUUUAUUUUUGGGUUGUUUGUACUCAUUAUCAAUGUUCUAUAAUUGAGCCUGUCUUUCUUCUCCAAUCAAAUGAUUUCUCUAAGGAAGCUUUUGAAACUAUAAUCUUACAAAAACUUCCUCAAUUUUCGUGGGAGGGUAUCAAAAUUUAUUUUACUUGGUUAAGUUUUCAGGCAAUACUUUAUGCUGUUUUACCAGCAAAAAUUGGUCACGGUCAGAGAACUCCUGCUGGUCAUAUUUUACCUUAUAAGGUAAAUGGACUUUUGGCUUGGUUUAUUACCCAUACUCUUUUUUUGGUUGGUGCAUUCUACUUUAAUUGGUGGGAUGCUUCUAUCAUUCAUGAUCGAUGGGGUCAACUUUUUAUAGCCGCAAAUAUAUAUGGUUAUUUCCUUACUUUCUUCUCGUUUAUCAAAGCAUAUUUAAUACCUUCUCAUGCAGAAGAUCGAAAAUUUUCUGGAAGUUUUAUUUAUGAUUUGUUAAUGGGUAUUGAAAUGAAUCCAAGAUUUGGAAAAUAUUGGGAUUUCAAAUUAUUUCAUAAUGGCAGACCUGGAAUCAUUGCUUGGACAUUAAUUAAUUUAUCUUUUGCCGCUGCUCAAUAUAAUAAAAUUGGUUAUGUAACCAAUUCAAUGAUUUUGUUGAAUUUCUUACAUGCCGUUUAUGUUUUGGAUUUCUUUUAUAAUGAGGAUUGGUAUCUUAGGACCAUUGAUAUCGCUCAUGAUCAUUUUGGAUUCUAUUUGGCAUGGGGUGAUACUGUAUGGUUACCAUGGAUGUAUACGCUUCAAUCUCAUUAUUUAGUUCGUAAUCCGAUUGAUCUAUCUAUUCCUUACUUUUCAUUUGUCCUUGGAGUUGGCCUUUCCGGUUAUUAUAUUUUCCGAGCCGUAAAUCAUCAAAAAGAUAUUGUUAGAAUAAAAAAUGGUGAUUGCUUGAUUUGGGGUAAACCUGCUCGAUUUAUUAGAACUCAAUUUGUUACUAGUGAUGGAAAAAUCCAUUCAAGUAUUUUACUUACAAGUGGUUUUUGGGGAAUAUCAAGACAUUUUAAUUAUGUUGGUGAUUUACUCAUCUCAUUAGCAAUGUGCCUUACUUGUGGAUUUAAUCAUAUAUUGCCUUACUUUUACAUUAUUUAUAUGAUUAUUUUAUUAAUUCAUCGUAUUUGGAGAGAUGAUGCUAGAUGUAAGGGUAAAUAUGGAAAAUAUUGGGAUGAAUAUGGAAAAGUUGUAAAAUGGAAAUUAUUACCCUACGUUUAUUAAGGAAAUCACAUAAUCAAGCAUUUUGGAUUUGGAUGUAAUUUGAUUUUAUAAUAUCAUUUUAUAUUUAAAACUUGAAAUGGAAAAACAUGUUCAAAAAACAAGUUAAAAAAAUUAUUUAUUUAUAUGUUUUAAUAAUAUUAUUUAUUUGAUACGAAUCGAAUUAAUUAAAAAAAAAAUAUUUAUUAUUUAU
Messenger RNA from Rhizophagus irregularis DAOM 181602=DAOM 197198, 1699 nucleotides. RefSeq lists its product as uncharacterized. Gene Ontology annotation, molecular function: 7-dehydrocholesterol reductase activity. The record is from RefSeq and is a predicted model, not a curated record. Gene Ontology annotation, biological process: brassinosteroid biosynthetic process; cholesterol biosynthetic process. Gene Ontology annotation, cellular component: endoplasmic reticulum membrane. Lineage: Eukaryota; Fungi; Glomeromycota; Glomeromycetes; Glomerales; Glomeraceae.